GUUCAGCUCAAAAUGCUGAACUGCUCGGUGCAAGUCGCUGGUGCGGUGGUGGUUGGAGUCUGUCCUCGGGCCUGAGCCUCGAGGCCAGGCUCCCGGGUGUCGUUAAUGUUCGGGGCCGCCGGGCGCCAACCGAUCGGAGCUCCCGCCGCCGGGAACAGCUGGCACUUCAGCCGGACCAUGGAGGAGCUGGUUCACGACCUGGUCUCCGCGCUGGAGGAGAGCUCGGAGCAGGCCCGCGGCGGCUUCGCCGAGGCCGGAGACCACGCUCGCAGCCUGUCCUGCCCGCUGAAGCGCCAGGCGAGGAAGAGGCGAGGGCGGAAACGGAGGUCCUACAACGUGCACCACCCGUGGGAGGCCGGCCCCUGCCUGAGCGAGGGCUCCGACUCCAGCUUGGAGGAGGCGAGCAAGGACUACAGAGAGAAUCACAGCAGCAGUAAGAAGGAUCACAGUGACUCCGACGACCAGAUGCUGGUGGCCAAGCGCAGGCCGUCGUCAAACUCAAACAACAACGUGCGGGGCAAGAGGCCUCUGUGGCACGAGCCCGACCUGGCGCUGGACGGCCUGGGCAACCGGGCCCUGCGCCGCAGGCGGAAGGUCAAGCGCAUGGCCGUGGACCUGCCGCACGACUUCUCCAGCAAGCGCAGCAUGACGCAGCCCCCGGACGGCUGCAGGGACCAGGACAUGGGCCACGACAGAGCGUACCAGUACCCAGAGUUCACCAGGAGCAAAGUCAAGAAGCGGAAACUGAGAAUCGUCAGGCAAGGCCCCAAAAUCCAAGACGAAGGAGUGGUUUUGGAAGGCGAGGAGAUGAGCCAGACCAGUAAGGACAAAAUGGAGUACGAAGAGCAGAAAGUCUCCGACGAGCUCAUGAGCGAAAGCGAUUCCAGCAGCCUCAGCAGCACGGAUGCGGGGUUGUUCACCAAUGACGAAGGCAGGCAAGGCGACGACGAGCAGAGUGACUGGUUUUACGAAAAGGAGUCGGGCGGUGCGUGCGGCAUCGCAGGAGUCGUGCCCUGGUGGGAGAAGGAGGACCCGGCCGAGCUCGACAAGAACUUACCGGACCCCGUCUUUGAAAGUAUCUUAACUGGCUCUUUCCCCCUUAUGUCGCAUCCCGGGAGAAGAGGUUUCCAAGCUAGACUCAGUCGCCUCCAUGGGAUGCCUCCCAAGAAUAUUAAAAAAUCUGGAGGGACCCCCACUUCAAUGGCUCCAAACUGGACCCGUGAGAUUCCCCUAUAAACCAAAUCUUCUAAUGCUAAUAAAUUAGUUGCGUUUUGAACAUCUGGGGAAUGGCACUCGAGGGAACCUGGCUCCCGUCCUCUCCCCCCGGAGGAAUGUCACUGAACUGAGAGAAAGACGGGGCUGUCUUUGCUGGAGGACUGGCCUUCUUCCUCUAGGCAGACGGGGACCUGGUGGGGGAGGCCUUCUAGGGACCUAGGUCGGCCCAGGGUGGUAGAAACUACUGUACAUUUUAUAUACUCUUCUCUUUGAUGAUUUUUUUUUUUACAUUGAAACCAUUUAUGUAUCACUUGCUUUGCCAAACUGCUAACAAAAGCUAGCAAAUCAAAACCGUCCAGGUACCACAUAAGUAUUCUUAAUGUUUAUAUUGUGACUGGUUAAGAAGUAAUUUUUACAUUAUCUGUUGUAAAAAAAAAUGCAAUGCAUUAAUUAGCAUUUAUGGUUCAUUUUUAGAGCAAUCUUAUAUAACCAGCAUUAUUUAUAAUAUUUGCAUUUUACUCAGGGUAUUUUAACAAGGGCUAAGAUGAGUAGUAGGGAAGGUUGAUGAUUUUUGCUAGAGAUUGUAUUUUGUUUGUUUGCUUCCUACUGGGAUAAUCUGCUCUGUAUUGCAAACUCAUUGUAUUUUAUUCUGUAGUGUUCAUUGUACUGCAAACAUCAUCCUCGUUUUAAACUAGCCACCGAGGUCACCAGCCUGUGCUAGUGGAACCAGUUACUAUUACCUUUAAAUCAUGUGCUCUGUCAGAUGAUACCUGAAACCAAUCAAAAUGAUCGCUCUGGUUUAGAGCUUAUGGAACUCAUGUGAAAACUGAUACUGCAACAAAUACUGUAUGACGCUGAAUCACAUUGUCAUGUGUAAAAGUGAGAGCUGUGUGCUCAUUCUUGGAGUGACAGAGCGUGUGUGUCACCGAGUCGGGAAUGAACACUGGCAGGAGCUCGCUUUCCCCGAGCAGAGGGAAACCCCGCGUUCCCGCCGGUAGUGUAAUUCAGACACUAGACUGCGUGCAGGCCAUUGGAGUUUUGCAGAAUGGUGACAUUAAAAUGAUCAAUAUUUUUAUUACGUUCCAAUAAUGGAUGAAAACUGUGAUUUGACACAUGUAUUUUUAUAUUAUUGUAUGGAUUGUUAACUGGUCAUCUAAUGGCUGACUUAAAUAGGAGGCUUGGGAGAGAAACUUAAAGUUGGCAUUUCCUUUCUGCAGAGUGAUCACAAUCUGACAGAUCUCAGCAAAGAUGUUAAGUGGGAGUGCGUGACAUCUUUCAGAUUGCUUGUCUAAACUGGAGAGAUUAAAAAUGGCGACGUGCAACUUUGAGUCUCUUUACCUUUGCACAUUUAAAGUGAUAUUUUAGAGAUACAAUAAUGUGGUGUUUCGUAAUUGUAAGUAAGCUUUUCUGUGCUAUGUCUUUUGUGGUGAAAAUUCAUGAUUCCCCCCCCCCCCCCGAAUUACACAAAUGCUUUUAUUUUGUAUAAUGACUGUCUUUUGGAUCUGAACAAGUCACUUUAAGACCUUGGCCUAUGAACUUUGCCUUACCAAUCAUGAAUCUAGAUGUAUGCUGUCUAGUUCUUGGUUCAGUUUUACCUAUUUUUAUUUUUGGUUCAUUGCUUGCUUGAGCAGAGCGGGGAUUUGUAGCCCAUUUUCUAGGCUUAUUGCAAUCUCGCUGUGGUAUUUUAUAGAAGCUAUUACAACUGAUAGGCUAGCUUCAUGGUUUUGAUGAUACAUGGCUUAACCAUAGUAAAAAGCUGCCUUUCCUCUCUAAAUUGUAAAAAGGUGAUUAAGUUGCACUUGAUGGAGAUAUACUCUGUGUGUGUGUUUAUCAUGAAACCAGUGCAUUGGGCCAUAAACUGUUUUCCGAGUCUAUGUUUUUUUGUAUUCAGAGUUUUACUGAAGACAAUGGGCUUUUUCAGGUUUCUUUUUCUCCACCCUGAAUUGUCCUUGUUUGGAUUUUUAAGUACUGUAAUUUUUUUUUUCAAUAAAAUAUCUGACUUGGGCAAGAAAGGUAAGAGUUCC
Phyllostomus hastatus (greater spear-nosed bat) is the source of this 3239-nucleotide messenger RNA. It is a transcript of the gene GPATCH2, whose product is annotated as G-patch domain containing 2. The transcript is spliced from 6 exons. Bases 106 to 1236 code for a protein of 376 amino acids. Gene Ontology annotation, molecular function: nucleic acid binding. The record is from RefSeq and is a predicted model, not a curated record. Lineage: Eukaryota; Metazoa; Chordata; Mammalia; Chiroptera; Phyllostomidae.